GAGUUACAGACUUAAGGCUAAUCUUUUAUAAGAUAACGUGAGCUCAUAUUUUGGAUAUAACAACAAAAUUGUAGUGUUUAUUUUAGGUUUUCUCUGUUUCUUUACAUUUAAACUUUUUUACCCAUAGGUUGGACCCUUUGUGUAAGCUUUCUGUUACUAAUUUGCAUCCAUUAACUCAUAUAAUCACAACCAGAUGUUGCUCUGAAACCACACAGCAGUGUUGAAUUUACCAUCAGAUUUUAUUACAUCUUGUUUUAAGAUUGAAAGAGUUCCACAUGCUUGUGAGUUUUUUUAUGAUGCUGAUGAUAAUGGGUCACAGAUGAGGCAUAUGCAUGAUUUUACAGAGUCGUGUACAUCUGGAGUUCUGUUUAGAGUUACUGUCUUGGGGUCAGGGGUAGGUACUGGAAAAAAAAAGUAAAAGUAAUGGUGUCUUAAAAAAACAAAAAUAUGAACUCUAAAAUGCCUUUAAACAGGGAAGACUGGACAUUCUGUAAAUUUUCAUAUCAGGGGAGUUACAUGUUGCCUAAACAUGUAUACUAUACAUGCAUACUCAUGUGUAUAAAAUCAGUUUAAAACCUCCAGUCAACCUAACAUACAUUUGCGGACCAUGAGAAGAAUCUGGAGAAAACUUGUGGCAUUCAUGCCAUCAGAUUCCUUUUUUAUUAUUACUAGUGCUGAAUUGUUUCCCUGAAAGAUUCAUGACAUCAUUUCCCACCCUUUGUUUUCCUCGGUGCACAUCAUUACAUCCAGAUUUAGUACACUCUGUGCCCAUAAGCUCUUGGAUUUAAUUUCUCAGAGGAGGGUUCCUGCUCUGAGACUGGUUUGCCUCACAGUUUGUUUUGAGCAUAUUUUUGAUCUACAAUCAUAACAAUGUCCCUAAACCAUUGCCUCUGAUGUAAAAAAAAUAUAUUUGUGAAUUUAAACUCCACCUCCUGAGAAAAGUAGCGCACACAAACUGGUUUCAACCAUCUUUAAGCUUUGAAACAGCCCAGAGCUGUGUUUAGGAACCAUGAAACAUUUGUUUUUGGUGGUUGUGUGUCUGCUGCUGUUUCCUCAGCAGGCACAAACCAGAAGAACGGACAGGACCAGCUGCAAGCCAGUAACAGCCAGGUUUUGUCAAGGUUUAGGAUACACUUCUACCCUUCAUCCAGAUGGAGUCCAAGGCUUCAGUCUGCAGCAGAUUGGUCAGAUUGUGGAGACAGCCUGUUCUCCUCACAUCGCCACGGUCAUGUGUCGCGUGGUUGUCCCCGAGUGUGGAUCAGAAAACGAAAGCCAGAAGAAACCGUGCCGAGCUCUUUGUGAGAAGGUCAAGAGGGACUGUGAGUCUCCUUUACGAGCAAAGUGGUUGUUCUGGCCGAUGAGGCUCCGAUGUGACGCUUUGCCUCUGACUAACUGUGUAGAGGAUCAAGAAAUCCCAGUUACCCAGCCUCCCCCUCCAACGUGUCAGGCGAUCACUGUCCCGCUCUGCAGUGAGUUGUCUUACACAGAGACCAUCCUGCCAAACACUCUGGGACACCAAACCCAGGAAGCAGUCAUUCAGGAGAUGCAACAAUUUGCCCCAUUCAUAACGGCAGAAUGCUCCCCUCAUCUGAAACCUUUCUUAUGCUCAGUCUACACCCCUAAAUGUGUCUUAAGAAGAGCCCAGCCCCCCUGCAGAACUGACUGUGAAAAGGCACAGUCAGGCUGCGGGCCGCUGAUGAGACACUUUGGUUUUCAGUGGCCCGAGAAGUUAAGGUGUGAAGAAUUUACCACCACGUCAUGUGGACAGGUGCAAACAGUGCAAACAAGGAGAAAUGACAGGACAAGCUGCAAGCCAGUAACAACCAGCUUCUGUCAGGGACUGGGAUACACGUCUACCCUUCACCAGAGUGGAGUCCAAGGCUUCGACAUGCAGCAAAUUACUAAGAUUGUGGAGACGGCCUGUUCGCCUCACAUCGCGAUGCUCAUGUGCCGUGUGGUUGUACCUGAAUGCAGCCCAGAGGAUGAAAACCGGGUGAAACCCUGUCGACGUCUCUGUGAGAAGGUCAAGAGAGAGUGCGAGUCCCCUUUAAGAGCCAAACGAGUGUACUGGCCAACAAAGCUGCGCUGUGAAACUCUACCUGAGUCCAACUGUGUGGAGGAUCAAACCACACCUCUCACUCAAGCAGUCUCACCAGUCCAAGCCUCACCAGCAACUUGUCAGACAAUCACUGUCCCCUUCUGCAAGGACCUGCCUUUCACUGAGACCAUCCUGCCUAACAUUCUAGGACACAAAACUCAGGAGGAUGUCACCUUAGAAGUGCAUCAGUUCACCCCCUUUGUGAAGGUGGAAUGCUCCCCCGAUCUCAAGCCUUUCCUGUGCUCCGUCUACGUACCCAGAUGUUUCCUGGGGAGAGCUCAGCCCCCCUGCAGAACUCUGUGUGAGCGAGCCCGCGCUGGCUGCGAGUCACUGAUGAACAAGUUUGGCAUUGAGUGGCCCGAGUCCUUAAAGUGUGAAGCAUUUGCCACAGAGUCCUGCGAAACUGCUUCGCUCUUCCAUGUUAUUGAGACAUCCAGAUCAACAUGUGAAACAAUCACCACUUCUUUCUGCAAAGACCUGCCUUACACAGAAACUCUGCUGCCCGGUGUUCUGGGCCACAGAACUCAGGAGGAAGCCAAACUGGCCCUGGAAAAGUUUACUCCCCUCGUACAAUACGGAUGCUCCCCUCAUCUGAAGCAAUUCUUGUGCUCCGUCUAUUUUCCCAAAUGCAUUUCGGGGAAGGCUGUGAGUCCUUGCAGAACGCUCUGUCAGCAGGCCAGAACCGACUGCGAACCACUGUUGGUCAGCGUCGGCUUCACCUGGCCUGAAAACCUAAAGUGUGAAGAAUUUACCACGGACUCGUGUGGACAGUACGGCGUGAGCAGCACUGGGGGGAUGUGUGAGCCCAUCACCCUCCCUGCGUGCCAAGGCCUGUCCUACAGCCAGACCAUCGUCCCAAACCUUUUGGGCCAUGCAAGUCAAAGAGAAGCGGCCUCCAAGAUGUCCUUUUUCAACUCGAUAGUGCAGACCUUGUGCUCGGCAGACAUGCAUGUCUUCCUGUGCAGAGUUUACACCCCGGAGUGCGUGGAGGGGCAGGUGCAGCGGCCCUGCAGGUCAUUCUGUGAAAAAGCCAGACAGAGCUGUGAGGGUUUGAUGAGUAAUUUAGGAGUUUCCUGGCCUGUUGAGCUGCAGUGUCACUCCUUCCCAGAAGAAAUGUGUGUAUCUGAAGACCUCAGGAAGGAGAUGCUGAGUGCAGAGGAAGUUCUUGCCAAAUUGAAUGCUAAUGGCUACACUGUUAGUGGCAAAUCUUUAACUCUCACGACGGCCCGAUUGCUGCUGAUUCUGAUGGAUGCAGAUAAAACAGGAGACCUGGAUGCGGUGGAGUUCUUCAGAUUGGAGCACUAUGUGGCCGUGAUCAGGAGAGAGUACGUGGAGAACUACGAAAGCAGCACUCCAUCUACGGUCAUACAGGCUAAUAUGAAAAAGGCUGUUGAUGCCCAUGGUUUUUCUUUGGAUGAUGAAACCUUCAAGGCUCUGUGGUUUGAAUACAACACUAAGGGUGGAAUCGACUACGAUAAAUAUGUGGCAGCCCUGACAAAACUUCAAAUCCUCAAAGAUCGUUUCCAGGCUCAUCUGCUGAAUUUGUCGUGUAAUUGCCAAAUCGCCAGUUUCUCUUUUAACCAG
Austrofundulus limnaeus is the source of this 3682-nucleotide messenger RNA. RefSeq lists its product as uncharacterized. The record is from RefSeq and is a predicted model, not a curated record. Gene Ontology annotation, molecular function: Wnt receptor activity; Wnt-protein binding. Gene Ontology annotation, biological process: non-canonical Wnt signaling pathway; canonical Wnt signaling pathway. Gene Ontology annotation, cellular component: plasma membrane. NCBI's taxonomy places the organism in Eukaryota, Metazoa, Chordata, Actinopteri, Cyprinodontiformes, Rivulidae.